Molecule: messenger RNA, 1074 nt
Organism: Mycena indigotica
Lineage: Eukaryota; Fungi; Basidiomycota; Agaricomycetes; Agaricales; Mycenaceae
Exons: 5
Coding region: 1-1074 (357 amino acids)
Biological process (GO): folate import into mitochondrion; nucleotide transport
Cellular component (GO): mitochondrion
Molecular function (GO): FAD transmembrane transporter activity; folic acid transmembrane transporter activity
Source: RefSeq, a predicted model, not a curated record
AUGGAACAGCAACCGCACUUCUUCCGUAAUCCCGCUUAUGACCAUGCUGUCGCUGGAAUUGGUGCAGGCACCGUCGCUGUACUAUGUAUGAACCCUUUAGACCUGCUCAAAGUCAAGUAUCAAGUUGCUACUACAAACCCCACGGGUGGAAUUGGCCAGCAAAUCUGGCAUUCAUUACGCGACAUUAAGCACCAAGAAGGAUGGAGAGGCCUGUACCGUGGCGUCGGCGCCAAUAUUGCCGGGAAUGCAUCUAGUUGGGGGCUAUACUUCCUCUUCUACAACAUCCUAAAAAAGAGGGCAGCGGAGGAUAACCCAUCGGCACCUCUUUCGUCAGGAAGCAUAUUGUUAUGUUCUGCCCAAGCAAGUGCGGUGACUGCAAUCAUGACGAAUCCAAUCUGGGUGGUCAAAGUCCGAAUGUUCACCACCCCGCGCGGACGCGCCAAACGCUUAUCGCAACGUUCUACGUGCGUUCCAUGCUCUAUUUCCAACACUGUUAUGACGCGUUUCGAAGAUGGGCUAUCGUCGAUAAUUCAAACAGAAGGGGUGUCUGGUUUAUUUCGGGGGACGACGCUAGCUCUCGUUGGAGUGAGCAAUGGGGCGAUUCAGUUCAUGGUCUAUGAGCGCAUGAAGCGGUGGGGCUUUGAUAUAAAGAAGAAGCAAUUCGCCGUCGCGGGCAAAGCGUGGACGCCAGAGGUGGACAAACUGGUAUGUGUCUCUCUCACCAUCCCCGCAUUUUUGUCAACCACCCCCGAGUCAAACACGGCCUACUCCCUCAUGUCAGGCGGAAGCAAGAUCGCCGCCCUCGCGUUGACGUAUCCAUACCAGGUUGUCCGAUCUCGUCUCCAGAAUAAUGCUACAACACAUAUAUACCCGGACAUUCCUGCGACGAUUCGCCGCACAUGGGCUGGAGAGGGCCUUCGAGGCUUUUAUCGCGGUCUAGGUACUAACCUCGUCCGUGUCCUACCAGGAACUUGUGUCACCUUUGUCGUCUACGAGAACAUCACCUGGUUGUUGAAGACAACCGCAGCAAGACGAGAUCGGAGGAGAGAGCAAGAAAACGACUUGUUGGACUGA